AUGUUAAAACUAUCCAGAAACUUUCACACUCGAUCUCCACUUCUGGUAAGGACAAGGUUUACUAAACCAAAACCAAAGCCUGAACCCAGCAAAAAUCCAAGGAAGCCCACGCAAACCAGCCAUCAUCUAAACACAUUAAAGGUUACGGCUCCAAUCCCACCAACCACAGCAAACUCUCAAUUUAUCACCCCAGAGACACAUCCUCUCUGGCAAUUUUUUCACGAUAAGAAGUUUCUCAGGUCGCAGGAUGAACUAGAUACCAAGUCCCGUCCCUGGAGUAUCCCCGAACUACGUAGGAAAUCAUUCAAUGACUUGCAUUCUUUGUGGUUGACUGCCUUAAGAGAACGUAACGUGCUAGCUAGAGAAUCUCACCUCUUACAUACGGAAUCUCAAGAUCCAACGGAUCCGUUCUCUCAAGUAGCAGAGAAGUGUAGGGUCACCAUGUGGAGAAUUAGACAUGUCCUUAGUGAAAGACAUUGGUCAUAUGUGAGAACAAAGGAUAUUGUAGAUCCCGUGCAGUUACAAGAGGAGGUCGCUCAUGAAUUGUUGCAAUGUCAAGAAGAGGAUGCAUUUUAUGAAAUGCUAGAAAGGUGUCAAUGGGCCUUGUUUGGCAUUUCUGAGGUGGUUCAGGAUAAUUUGAUCGAUGCCAAGUUUGUCAAGGGGGUUAAGUUCGUAGCUAACUUGAAGUUACAGUGGUUACUGAAACAACGUGAUAUAAUGCUCCAGGAUGAAGAAAAUGUGAAGAAGGUGGAAAAAAUCUUGCAAGGGGGGCCCAUUGAAGAUAUUGCUGAGGCAUUUGUCGUGUUUACGGCAAGUAAUGAUGUCAACAGUUGCGUUGAAGCAUGCGAUGCCAUUGAAGAACUACGAAUGGAUUCAAAUAAUAAGAUUCAUAGAUACGAUGAAAUAGAAACUAUGUCCAAAUAUAUUAAACAAUUGAAAAAGGCAGAAUCCCUUGCAGAACCGAUUCUUCAAGAAGAAGGAGUUAAAAGUAUAUAA
Messenger RNA from Naumovozyma castellii, 996 nucleotides. RefSeq names its product mitochondrial 54S ribosomal protein uL29m (gene MRPL4). The transcript has a single exon. The record is from RefSeq and is a predicted model, not a curated record. The coding region runs from base 1 to 996 and encodes 331 amino acids. Lineage: Eukaryota; Fungi; Ascomycota; Saccharomycetes; Saccharomycetales; Saccharomycetaceae.